Molecule: messenger RNA, 1941 nt
Organism: Zychaea mexicana
Lineage: Eukaryota; Fungi; Mucoromycota; Mucoromycetes; Mucorales; Lichtheimiaceae
Product: monodehydroascorbate reductase
Exons: 13
Coding region: 172-1884 (570 amino acids)
Cellular component (GO): cytoplasm
Molecular function (GO): flavin adenine dinucleotide binding; 2 iron, 2 sulfur cluster binding; oxidoreductase activity, acting on NAD(P)H
Source: RefSeq, a predicted model, not a curated record
GUUUUGAUAUCAUCCGCGUCCAAACAAUUACGAAAUGAUACCAUCACUUUAGUUCAUAAUGACAUCUGUUGAAAAUUAUUGAUACAAGAAAAGUUUCCGUCUGGUCUAAACUCUUCUUUUCCUCCACCACCAAACAUCCUCUUUUUGGUGCUGAUACUCUCUUUUGACGUGAUGAGUGAAAACGACAGUGCCAAUAAACGAGCCCGUGUUAAUAAUCGUGUCUUGGCCGCACGAGAAGAUGAGCUUAAAGAUAUGGAAAGAAAAGAAGUCAAGGUUGAUGACGAGACCAGCUUUAUGCUCACCCGUCUUGGUGGAAAGUAUUAUGCAACAUCUGGCAAAUGCACACAUUAUGGCGCACCAUUAAUGAAAGGCACCUUGGCAUCUGACGGUCGCAUCAUGUGUGCAUGGCACGGUGCAUGUUUCAACGUUAAAUCUGCCGAUAUUGAGGAUGCGCCUGCACUGGAUAGUUUGCAACGUUUCGACGUAUCGGUAGAAAACGGCAACGUGUAUGUUACUGUCAGUGAAGAACAACUCAAGAACUUUCGUCGCCACCCACACUGUGCCAAGCACGAUCCCAAGAACAAAGAGACUGUGGUCAUCAUUGGUGGUGGUGCAAGUGCUGCUGCUGCUGCACAGAAGCUGCGCGAAGAAAACUUUCGAGGUCGUAUCAAAAUCGUUUCUCGGGAAGAUUACUACCCUGUGGAUAGAAUCAAAAUCACAAAGCAAUAUGCUAUCGAGAGUGCCGAUUCCAUUUCGCUUCGUCCAAAGGAAUUCUGGGACGAUAUCAACAUUGAGUUCCUACUUGGAACGGAUGCCACAAGCGUCGACCUCGAGGAACACAGCGUGACGCUCCAAGAUGGUCAGCAAUGGAAGUACGACCAUCUUAUUCUUGCUACAGGUGGCUGGCCGAAAAAGCUGGGCAUUCCUGGUGCUGAUUUACAGAAUGUGUUUACCAUUCGUACAGUCGAGACAAACCAGAAAGUUGCACAAGCUAUCAAGGAAGUAAGCGAAAAAGUAGGUCGCAAACCUCGACUUGGUAUCAUCGGAUCAUCCUUCAUUGGCAUGGAACUAGCCUCAGCAGUAACUCAACAAGAUGCCGCCCAAGUUACAGUCAUCAGCACCACAAAAUAUCCAUUCACAGCCGUGCUUGGUGAACACAUUGGUGAGGCUCUCAUGAAGCUCCACGAAUCCAAGGGUGUUCGUUUUGUGAACGAGGCCAAUGUUCAAGAACUCAAUCCCAAGAAAGAAGACGAGCACGCAGUGGGCUUUGUCAAUCUGGAAGGAAAAGAUCCAGUACCUGUAGACGUUGUGGUGAUGGCUGUGGGUGUGCAGCCGCAGACGGAUUACCUUCAAAAGAGCAACGAGAAGAACUCAUCGUCGUCAGGUAAAACGGUGCCCUUGGCUGAUGAUAAGGGUGUGCUCGUCGAUCGCUGCUUCAAGGUUGUGGGGACAGACAAUGUGUAUGCAACAGGUGAUAUUGCCACUUUCCCGUACCAGCAUACGGGUGAGCAAUUGCGUAUUGAGCAUUGGGGCUAUGCCGAAAAUACUGGUAGAACGGUAGCUUUGAACAUUGCAAAGAAACAAGAGCACAAGUUUACUCAUGUUCCUUACUUUUGGACGGUACAUUUUGGCACUACCUUACGCUAUUCUGGUUUUGCUAAACAAUUCGACAGAGUAAUUGUUCAAGGAAACACAACCGAUGUGGAAAAUUACUCUUUUGUUGGCUAUUAUGUCAAAAAUGAUGAAGUGCUUGCUAUCUGCUCCUAUAUGAAGGAUCCUAUCGUCAGUCACUGCGCUGAACUGCUCCGUAUUGGCAAAAUGCCAAAGGGAUCAGAAAUUGACAAGGGUGUGAAUCCUUUGGAUAUUCCUCACAUUGUUGAUUAAAAUCAGAUUAAUAUUGAUUGAGCCCCUCAGCAUGAUUUUCAUGCGGGUGAGUUGAUC